GUUACAAGCGCCAUCAGCCUCCUGCAUCCUUCAGCCAAUCAGCGACGCCGUAGCAUUUGUGAAAAGGAUUAGAGGAUUUCCAAGAUGGUGCUCGAAAGUACUAUGGUCUGUGUGGACAACAGUGAAUACAUGAGGAAUGGAGACUUUCUGCCGACUAGAUUACAGGCACAGCAGGAUGCUGUCAACAUUGUCUGUCAUUCAAAGACCCGUAGCAACCCAGAAAACAACGUGGGUCUGAUCACAAUGGCCAAUAAUUGUGAGGUCCUCACCACUUUAACACCAGACAGUGGCCGCAUACUCUCAAAGCUUCAUGCCGUUCAGCCACUGGGCAAAAUCUCAUUCUGCACUGGCAUACGGGUGGCACACUUGGCACUCAAGCAUAGACAAGGCAAGAAUCACAAGAUGAGGAUUGUUGCUUUUGUGGGCAGCCCAGUGGAGGACAAUGAUAAAGAUCUGGUGAAGUUGGCAAAGCGAUUGAAAAAAGAAAAGGUCAGCGUAGACGUGGUCAAUUUUGGAGAAGAGGUUGCGAAUACAGAGAAACUGACUGCAUUUGUGAACGCCCUGAAUGGAAAGGAGGGCACAGGUUCUCACCUGGUCACGGUUCCCCCUGGGCCCAGCCUUGCUGAUGCUCUGCUCUCAUCCCCCAUCCUGGCUGGUGAGGGUGGUACUAUGCUGGGCUUGGGUCCGAGCGACUUUGAGUUUGGAGUAGACCCCAGUGCUGACCCAGAGUUGGCUUUGGCUCUUCGUGUAUCCAUGGAGGAGCAAAGGCAGAGACAGGAAGAGGAAUCUCGCCGGGCGGCUGCCCAAUCAGCAGCUGAUUCUGGCGUUUCUGCCUCUGCGGCUGAUGAAUCAGAGGAGGCUCUUUUGAAGAUGUCUGUCUCUCAGCCUGAUGCCAGUGUUGCUGCCCUCCCAGACUUCAGCAGCAUGACAGAGGAGGAGCAGAUAGCCUAUGCCAUGCAGAUGUCGCUGGCGGGUGGAGAAUUUGCAGAAUCAAUGGACACGGGAGCUUCAGUUGAUACUGCUGAAUCCAAGGAGGAGGAUGAUUAUGACGUAAUGCAAGACCCUGAGUUCCUUCAGAGCGUUCUGGAGAACCUGCCUGGGGUUGACCCCAACAAUGAGGCCAUCCGAAACGCCAUGGGUUCACUGGCCUCUCAGAGUGGAAACAAACAAGAGGGGAAAAAGGACGAAGAGAAGAAAAAAUAGAUGCAUGAUACUUGCAAAGUAAAACUCAAGUGAUCAGCAGAAGUCCUUAUAAAAACUUGUUCUGGAAUGACAUUCAAAUUCUUGCAAGGUUGUGUGGUACCUCAAAAAUUCACACAUGGCUUGCUAAUGGUUUUCUCCCAUUUUGCUUUGUGCACAAUUAUUAAAUAGUUGAUAAAUGUGCAAAUGUUAUCUAUAUGGUUUUUGCCUUUUCUAAUGCCAUUAAAACAUGGUUAAAUCUG
Messenger RNA from Paramisgurnus dabryanus, 1442 nucleotides. It is a transcript of the gene psmd4a, whose product is annotated as proteasome 26S subunit ubiquitin receptor, non-ATPase 4a. NCBI's taxonomy places the organism in Eukaryota, Metazoa, Chordata, Actinopteri, Cypriniformes, Cobitidae. Gene Ontology annotation, molecular function: polyubiquitin modification-dependent protein binding. The record is from RefSeq and is a predicted model, not a curated record. Gene Ontology annotation, biological process: proteasome-mediated ubiquitin-dependent protein catabolic process. Gene Ontology annotation, cellular component: proteasome regulatory particle, base subcomplex; nucleus; cytosol.